AUGAAUCCCAACAACCACCCUGAACAAGGGGAAUUAUUCCUCUCCGACCCUGGGCAAUCGCAGGCCGAGUCGCCCAUCGUCGGUCCGCUGCGAAUCAGCAAGAAUCAUUCCCCUCCGCCUGCUUCGCAUAACUCCCCUCUUCCAUAUCCCGAUGAUCGUCCAAGAUAUGCACCGCUUCAUGGUUUAGAAUCUACUGGCUCGCCCGGGGCCUACCAGGGGGACUCGCCUACGGUCCCUGGGCCCGGCGCAUCGAAACCUUGGGAGUACCCUACAGCCCUGCGGUCGAGGGAAGGUCGCGAACCGAAACCGGUGACCCUGGCUGAACGGCGGGGCAACGUACCCAAGCCUCUCCCCGAGUCACCUGCCGGGGACAUGCCGGACCGGGAAGCGAUGUUUGCGAGAAAGUAUCAACGCGUUCCAGCGCCGCCGGCGUCGACCAGCCACGCUCAGGCUGAGGGGUCUGCAUAUCCGGACUAUCGUCAACAAUAUUAUCCUCCCCCUCAAGCGUCUACCCCGAGACCAGCGACCGGGCAACAUCUACAGCCAGCCACACAUCCCAUUAACAGAAUCAGUUCAACGGCGUCCACUUCUACCACGCGGGCCCAGCGCGGCUCCCCUCCACCCCCCGAGACUCCCAUUGUUGAGCCUGGCCAGCAACCGGCAUCCGACAUCGAGGCGCGGUAUGCCGCGUCCGGAAUUGCAGGAACUUCAACGUUGACGGGCCUGCAGGCUCAGAGUGCCGCCGCGCAGAGAAGAGCAGAGCAGUAUGCUGGACAACAGCCGCGGAAUCAGCAACUGGUCCAACGCCCCUGGACCCCAACUGAACAGCCGGGGACCCAGCCCCAUGGUCCCCCCACUGUUUAUCAGGGCGACGGCGUGGUCUCGACGGGUGACCCUCCCGCGAGCCCUUUUCCUCCUCCGCAGUCUACCGGGACUCCUUUUCCUCACCCGCAGUCUACUGGAACUCCUUUUCAUCCCCCGCAACCUACCGGGACUCCUUUUCAUCCCCCGCAGUCUACCGGGACUCCCUAUCAUCCCCCACACUCUGCCGGGACUCCAGUUCAGCAAGCGCAAGCCCAGACUCCUUCCAGGGUUCUACCCAAUGCUUUAGAGCAGGACUUGGACCGGAUGCGUAUCAGCUCUUCGCCCCCGCCCGCCUAUUCAAGUGUCUCUGGUCCCAAUGUACCCCAGGGCUAUCCCAACGAAAAGCAACGUAUGCCAGCUCAGCAACCUCAGCCCGUGCCUGAUGCUGUGCAUCCAGCCAUGAUGAGCCCUAUGAGCGCUGGAAACAUGCCCCCUGUCCCGGUGACUUCAGCCCAGGAUCAUCCAGCGUUUGCCAACGAUCCCAGGCAACAACAACCAGUGGGCCACUCUUCUCAGGGCCACUCUUCCCAGGGCCACUCUUCCCAGGGCCACUCUCCCCAGGGCCACUCCCCACAACACGCUGUACCGAACGGGGGGCAGGACAUACAGCCCCAGCAUGUUAUCCAGCAGACCCAAAUUGCCGCGUUGGCUUCACCAACGGGCCUUCCGCCUGCUUCUCCCCCGCCGCUCCCAGAGGGAUGGAUAGCCCACCUGGACCCCAAUUCGGGACAAUACUAUUAUAUUCACCUUCCCACUCAGUCUACGCAGUGGGAAUUCCCGAAGGGUCCGACACCCCUUAACUUGAACGAAACGCCCUUGUCACCAGUGGGCAGCAUAUACAGCAGCCAUCCCCUGACCUCACCUGGCUUGUCGGCGUUUGGCAAGCCACUGGCCUCCCCGGGGCUUCCCAUGACCCCGGGCUUCGAGAGCUUGCAGUCCCCGGUUGUGGCCGGAUUCACCGGCCCUCCGCCAAGUAGUGGCGUGGACAUGUACAAGGUUGCGCCGACAAACGGCGUAUAUUUUGGCCCAUACCUCCGCUACACCAACAUGGAUGUGGAGCGCGGCAUCUGGCUUGGGUCCAUCCUGCUGGUCACUGACGCUCCACAACCCCCAACGAUCCAUACCCACCAGAGCGCGGAUCUAUCCCCCAACCCACGCCAGCUCAAACCACUCGCUAUUGCCGUCCGUCAGCGGUGGACCUUCUACAAGUAUGAACUUGAUAUCCAGAUGGACGAAGCAGGACCAGCCAAAUGGACAUACGCGAUCACCUCCCACCUCGGCUGCACCCGCUACGAGUUCCUAGUCGCAGGUCGCCACGAGACCAACUGGCGCUUCGUCACAACCUCCGGCAACGAUUUCUCCCUCAACAUCAACGCAAAUGAGCGCUCCCGAGUAGGCGGCGAGGGCUUCAUGUGGAAGGACAUCAUGCAGAAGCACACCGAGAUCGGGGGCUUCCAUGCCCAGCUCUGUCUCGGGGGGCAGAUAUAUGCUGAUCGCAUGUGGAAAGAGAUCGCUUCGCUCAGACAGUGGCUGACGAUCAGUGGUAAGGAAGCGAGAAAAAACUCGCCGUGGUCGGCUGCCCUUGAGGAGGAUGUCUCGCGGGCGUACUUCCACUACUAUACCAGCCAUUUUGAUCAGCCUUAUUUGAGGGAGUCGUUUGCGCAGAUUCCUUAUAUUUGUCAGAUUGAUGACCAUGAUAUAUUCGACGGUUUUGGUUCCUAUCCCGAGCACAUGCAGUUUUCCAACAUGUUCAAAAACAUAGGGCGCGUUGGAAUCGAGAUGUACCUGCUCUUCCAGCACCACACCUCGCUUGAGAUCCUGCGCAACAUCAACACAGACACCGAUCUGUUCACAAUCACCGGGACAGGGUGGCACUUCGUCAAGUUCCUUGGCCCAGCAGUGGUAGUCGUCGGCGUCGACUGCCGGUCCGAGCGAAACCCACACCAAGUGGUAGCAGGUCCAACAUAUCAAGGCAUCUUCCCCAAGGUGGCAAUGCUACCACCAUCCGUACAGCACUGCCUGUGGAUGAUCUCCAUGCCAGUCAUCUACCCACGGCUGGAAACUGCAGAGCACAUUGCGCAUACCGUCACCUCGGGGAAACGAGCCAUCACGGGUGCGUACAACGUCCUCGGAAAGGUCACCAGCUCUGUUGCUGGUGUUGUGGGCGCGAAAGAUAUGGUCGGCUCGGGGUUUGACUCUGUCAAGCGUGCGGUGGGCAAGUCUGGCCUUAUGGGUGGUAUAUUGAGUCCUUUUGGCGAGUUUGACAUGAUGGAUGAGCUUAGAGAUCAGUGGACGCAUGAAUCUAAGGACCUCGAACGAACCUACCUCAUCCGCACCCUCCAAGGCAUCGCGCACCAAAAGUCCCUCCGAAUGACCUUCCUCUCCGGCGCCGUCAACGUCUGCGGCGCCGGCCUAGUCCACGACCCCAGCCACCCCUCCGACCACAAAACAAUGUACCAGCUCAUCUCCUCCGCAGUCGUAAACAGCCCUCCCCCCUCAUAUAUCCUCAAACUCCUCCACAACAACAACAAGCCCAUCUACAUCCCCGCCAACGGCCACCGCUCCACCCCGUCCCAACCAACAGAUACGAAAGAGGACAUGAUGGAGAUCUUCCAGUCUGAUGUCACCGGCCAGGCCCGUGAGCACCGCAAGCUGAUGGGGAGGCGCAAUUAUGUGGCCAUCGUCGCUUAUGACCCUGAGACUGUGAAUAACGGUUAUGGUCCGGCGUUUCCUGGUCAUGGCGGGAAGCUGAAUCUGGCGGCGGAUUUUAUGGUCCAGGGGGAGGGCGCUUAUGGGAGUGUGGUUAAGUAUGGGCCUGUUAUUGUGCCGAGCUUGGAGCUGGGGAAGUGA
Messenger RNA from Aspergillus candidus, 3714 nucleotides. Its product is annotated as WW domain protein. Gene Ontology annotation, molecular function: protein binding. Gene Ontology annotation, cellular component: membrane. The record is from RefSeq and is a predicted model, not a curated record. NCBI's taxonomy places the organism in Eukaryota, Fungi, Ascomycota, Eurotiomycetes, Eurotiales, Aspergillaceae. The coding region runs from base 1 to 3714 and encodes 1237 amino acids. The transcript is spliced from 3 exons.